Messenger RNA from Hypoxylon fragiforme, 687 nucleotides. Its product is annotated as glycoside hydrolase family 61 protein. The record is from RefSeq and is a predicted model, not a curated record. The coding region runs from base 1 to 687 and encodes 228 amino acids. The transcript is spliced from 3 exons. NCBI's taxonomy places the organism in Eukaryota, Fungi, Ascomycota, Sordariomycetes, Xylariales, Hypoxylaceae.
AUGCAGCUCCUCACCCUCCUAGCGCUCGCAAGCGCCGUCCAAGCGCACUACCGCUUCUCCAAGCUCGUAAUAAACGGCGUCCAAGAAGCGAGCGAAUGGACCUCCAUCCGCAUGACCAAGAACUACCAGAGCAACGGCGGGGUAACCAGCGUGUCGAGCGCCGACAUGCGGUGCUACCAGGCCUCGCCGGGCAAAGCCACGGCCACCGUCGCCGCCGGCUCCGUGCUCGGCUUCGCCGCCAACGCGGCCGUGACGCACUUCGGGCCCGUCCAGUUCUACAUGGCGCGGGUCCCCGACGGCGCCGACAUCAACACCUGGGAGCCCGCCGGCGACGUCUGGUUCAAGGUCGGGAGCAUCUCCGCCGUGCCGCCCCUGGGGUCUACCGAGGCGACUUGGCCCGCUUAUAACAAGAAAAUCGUCGAGGUGACGAUCCCCGCCGCCGUCCCCAGCGGCAAGUACCUCGUGCGCGUCGAGUCCAUCGCCCUGCACCAGGCGCAGGCCGCGGGCGGCGCGCAGAUGUACCUCUCGUGCGCGCAGGUCGAGGUGACCGGUGGCGGAAACGGUACCCCGGGGCCUCUUGUCGCGUUCCCGGGGGCUUAUUCCCCGAAUGACCCGGGCUUGAUCUGGUCGUAUUACCCCGUGCCUACUACUUAUACUGCGCCGGGUCCGGCGGUUUGGCAGGGAUGA